GCACAAGCAGCCAUUUUACCAGAAAUUAGACAGUUGAAGAGCUCGCAGGCUGAGUCCCCGGAGCCCAUCGCGGCCGGGAUGCUGAUUUGCCGUCUGUGGAUCAGGGUGGUGCUGCAUGCCAUGCUGACAGCUUCUGGGAGGAGGUGCUGCUACUGACACAUCCCUGGGGGAGAGGGAUCCCGUCCACCUCUCAACAUGGCGAAACCAGGAGGCAGCCCCGCAGAAAAGCAGCGGCUCCCUGUGAUGGUGCUGUCGGUGCUUUCCGUCCGGCGUCCGUAGCGUUUAUGAUGCUGGAAGAUGGACAAGUUUUCGGCGAGCAUUUCCGAGAUCUGCUGGAGCUCGGUGUCCUUGCCUCUAGAUGUGGUGGUCGGCAAAUUCAGGCUGCCGACCCUGGUACGACUGAGCCAAGGGGAUCAUGUGGAGGGCCUGAGCGAGCAGGACGUGCUGCUGCUUCACUCUUGCAGGCAGUGGACCACGGUGACGGCUCACAGCCUGGAGGAGGGUCACUACGUCAUCGGGCCCAAGAUCGACAUCCCUCUGCAGUAUCCAGGGAAAUUCAAGCUGCUGGACCAGGACCGUGAUGUGCGGGAGCCGGUGCAGUACUUCGCCAGCGUGGAGGAGAUUGCCGGAAUAUUCCCCGACAGAGUGUUUGUAAUGGAGGCCAUCACCUUCAGUGUGAAGGUCGUGUCUGGAGAAUUCAGCGAAGACAGCGAGGCCUACAACUUCACACUGCAGGCGGGCGACGAGCUCACGCUCAUGGGCCAGGCGGAGAUCCUGUGCGCCAAGACGGUGCGUGAAAAGUCACGCUUCAAUGCCAUCCUACGCAAGCUGGGCAAGAGCAACACGUUCACCAAGCAGGUGAAGGGCAAGAUGCUGUGCCUGAUCUGCAUGAACCACCGCACCAACGAGAGCAUCAGCCUGCCCUUCCAGUGCAAGGGCAAGUUCAGCACACGCAGCCCGCUGGAGCUGCAGAUGCAGGAGGGCGAGCACACCAUCCGCAGCAUCAUCGAGAAGGUCCGCCUGCCUGCCAAUGUCACCGUGCCCAGCCGGCCCCCCCGCAACCCCUACGACAUUCACGUCAUCCGCGAGGGCAACCGCUACAAGUUGGUGAGCAUCAUCUCCAAAACGGUGGUCCUCUGUUGCAUCCUGCGCAAAGAGGAAGUGAUCCCUUUCCACUUCCUGCUGCUUACGGACAUGCCGCGCUUUAUCUUGCCAGAGGGGCUCCUCAGGGGCGACCCCAUUUUCGAGAAGGUCACUUUGGAGAGCGCCUUAAUCUGCCAGGAGAAAUUCAACCCGGAUGACUACUCAAAAGCGGUGAGGGAGGCUAAGACCGACUUUACAGAGGAGUGCACCAGUCCGCGGCGAAUCCGUGUGUGCCUCCAAGGGUACACCUCCCCAGGCUACGGGCGUGACGACAUCACACAGUCGCUGCAGCGCCUCUCGCUGUGCGUCUAUGGCGGCGGCUCCUCACUGAUCAGUGCCAAUGGCGACGGGCAUUCCCAGAGCUGCAGAGACUCACUGGGGGAGCAGCAGAUCUUGCCACACGAACUCCUCACGCCCAGCGAGGGCGGCGACACCGAUCGCGAGUACAUGACGCCCGAUUGGCCUGACGGUGAAUUCCGGAACCCUGAGCAGCUGGAAAUUCCGUAUGAAGAGCUAUGGAUGAAUCAGAACCCAGCGGCUCACGGCGACACCUGCGGAAAUCCCGCCAUGUCGGACCCCACGGGGAAGGCGGAGCACAACUUGAUUUCCUUCCACUCCUCUUCUUCCUCCUUGGAGAGUGCCAUGGGGCCAUCCCACGUCAGCGUGGUGCAGAUCGAGACGAGCACCGUCCCGACUCCACCUCCCGUGCCUCCUAAGUCGGAAGCUGUGAAGGAGGAAUGCCGCUUCCUCAACGCACCCCCGGUCCCGCCACGGGCUGCCAAGGGAGGCCCUGCCCCCAGCCCACCGGUCCCGCCACGGUUCCCCAAGUGCCAGCUGCCUCCGGCCUCCGGCACCCCCAGCCCUGGCCUCUCCUACUACUCAUCGGGGCUACAGGACGUCUCCGGGCCUCGCAGUGGCAGCUGCUCGCCAUCCCCGGAUUCCUACUCCCUCUACUGUUACCCCUGCACAUGGGGAGACUGUAAGGCAACCGACUCGGCCAGCCGCCCACUCACCGGCGGUGGGGGCAGCCCCGGGGUGCAGCCUGCCCAGGCUUCCUGGUCAGACCCCUGGGCCUUGUCAGACAGCACGCCCAGUGUGGCCAGCGGUCGCUCCACGCCGCUCCUGAGCACAGACUCCACACACAAGAGCUACUAUAGCUGCCCCAGACUGAAGCCCCCGCAUUCCCAAAAGCGCUUCGCCCCCUUUGGGGCCUUGAACCCUUUUGCCAACCCCGGCUACGCACGGAGCCCAUCCUCGUCCUCGUCCCCAGCAGAGUGGCUGGACAGCAGGGACCGGCCGCGCCCCCCCUCCCUGUCCUCAGACACCUUUGAGUCCUGCGUGAGCCGCAUAUCGCCCGACAUCGCCGCCCCCAAGGCUGGGCGCGACACGACAGGCAGCCAGAAUGAGCAGAGCCUGAAAGGCAGCGAAGGCAGUCAGGGGACUGGGCCAACCCCCCCUCCCCGGCCAGCCAAAGGCUUUGAGGCUGAAAACAUCAUCAUCAGGAGCGUGGCCCCGCUCUCCCCCACCGUCGUCAGGGGGGCCGAGGGCGGGAUCACCAGGGUUUACCUCACACAGGGCGUCAUUGAGGUCCCCCCCACGUCCACCAAGUGCAGCCCCGAGAGCUCCUCCUCAGCCUCCUCCGGGGAUGCCCCCGGGUCGACCCGGACUGGCGGGGAGGAGUCUAUGUGGCACCCCCCCUCGGACCUCUCCAUGCUCUCUGUAGAGGAAGUCUCUAAGUGCCUGCGCUUCAUCGGCCUGUCCGAGGACGUGGUGGCCUUCUUCGUGAGGGAACGCAUCGACGGCAGCAUCUUCGUGCAGCUGACGGAGGAGAUACUGUCCGACGACUUCAAGCUGACCAAGCUGCAGGUCAAGAAGAUCAUGCAGUUCAUCAAAGGCUGGAGACCCAAGAUCUAAACGCAGCUUGACUGCGGCUGUGCUUGUGAGGACCGUGGUUCAGACCUGUGCAGGGCGGGGGGCGGAGCCCCAUGACAGCAGAAAUGUCACUAACACAGGCCUAGCAGCCUUCCGCUACUGCUCUUCCUGCCCCAUGGCCGUUUUAGAGGUCACCCUCAUUCUGGGUUCACUUAGAACCUGACGGGUGUCUGCGCAGGGAAUUAAACCACCGGUAAGCGAUAUGGUCGUGUGUCCCCAAAGGACAGUGUCUGCUCACCGAGUCGAUGUUGUGUGUCUGAGCUUUAUGAAUGAUUUUAUGAAUCAUCUGAUGAAUCAUUUCAUGUGCCUUGUGGUUUAAAAUCAUUAUUUGUGGAAAAAGCUUCCGUGUGAAUUGAUUUCGAGUAACUUCCGUCUUUUUUUAAUGUGAAUUAUAUGUCCGGCUGAAGCCAGGACUUGCUGGACUUGGAGUGGAGUCUAAAAGUCUGUAAAACACAAUGUUAAAUGCAGAAGCUUAAUGUUCAUUUCUUCCAUUUAUUUAAAUACAAGCCCAACCUGGAAUGACUUUUGGACCUUUGACUGAAGAGGGUUAUGCAGUCGGGUGAGGGUGGUUCUCACAGCUGAAAGGGAAACACUCCUGAAACGCCCUUCAGCACAAACGGUUGUUUACGUUAAGUUUGGCGUCCUCCAGGUGCUGGGGUCCACACUGCCCACCAACCCGCAUCUCUGCUGCCCUUCCAGCUGAAGCCAAGUGGACAAACUCUGACAAAUCACAACAAAGUUGUACCCUGGGUCUCAUUGCUAGGCGACUGCUUGGACGGAUCCCAGAACCCCUGGCAUUUGCCAGAACCACUUCCAGAACAGCGUGGUUCCUCUCUCAACACAAGUAGAAACCACUAGUUCUCCAACCACUUUUUUUUUAUAUAUAUAUAUAUAUAUAUAUAUAUAAAAUAAACUUCUUACAGCCGAACUCUUAAAAAGGGAAGCAAGUAUCUUUUGUACGACCAUGAGAACAUGCCUGUAAUUAAGUACACUGUAUUAAAGGACUGUAAUUUGAGUUUACUAAUCACUGCUGUCUGUGUAUAGUGUUUGUCAGAUGGCUGUAAAUUACAGUUUAAUUACUGGGUUUUAACAUCUUUGUGCCCAAAACUUUGUAUGUAUAUUUAUGGAUCGACUUUAUUUCCCUUCUGUAGAGCAUUAUAUUAUUAAAUAAUAUUUAACAAACGUAGCAUUAUUUCAAUUGUACUGAAAUUUUAUUUUCUGUAUGCUUUAAUCCUUAUGGAUUAGAAGAAAAUAAAUAGCAUA
This is a messenger RNA of Brienomyrus brachyistius, 4338 nucleotides long. It is a transcript of the gene garem2, whose product is annotated as GRB2 associated, regulator of MAPK1-like. NCBI's taxonomy places the organism in Eukaryota, Metazoa, Chordata, Actinopteri, Osteoglossiformes, Mormyridae. The coding region runs from base 298 to 3057 and encodes 919 amino acids. The record is from RefSeq and is a predicted model, not a curated record. The transcript has 6 exons.